GUUUUAUGUUAUUUGGUGUUGUAAGCAUAUUCUUCACCCCCCUUUUUUUUUUUUUGGGAGUCAAAACUUUGUAUGUUGGCUUUGACUUGGGACACUAGUAAAAGUUAAUUACUGCUGAUCUGCUAGAGCAUAAAAGUAAGAAACCUUGCUAAACCUUGUUUCCUGAGCUUCUUGCAUCUUUGACUCCAGACUCUUAAUUGUAAAUGUUUUUUUGUGACUGACUCAAUACUAGAUGUUUAAAUUAGUCUUCGUUAUUUUUUUUUAAAAUUUUUUUUGGAACAUUUCUAUAAUUUAGGCAUGCCAAACUCUAAACUUGAAUUUUUAGCUCUGAAAUGAUUUCACAAUCACAUUUCAUAGACCUUAAUCUAGUUGUUCUCAUAUUACAGAUUAGAGGCAUGCAUACACUGAAAGUCCAUAUUGACACACUCAUGGAGCCAUAAAGACCCCGACUCUAAACAAAGGAAAGGCUGAAUAAGUUUUAAGGCUUCUUUUGCUAAACGGUGGGCAACUUUAUUGCCAUCCCGUUUCACAAAGUGCAAAGUUAAGAUGGUCCAUAUUUUGGGCAAUUAGAAUACAAAGUUUUCUUAAUCACCAACUACUUUUCUUCAUGAGGAAAAGUCGUUGGUGAUGUUAGAAAACUUUGUAUUCUAAUUGCCAAAAAUAUGGCCUAUCUUAAUAGAAGCAUAUUUAAACAAGUAUACUUGCUGAUGAUUAAAAUGCCAUACCAAUCUGAGUGACUUGUAGGUAACUCUGCUAACCAGGCUAUUGAACUAGUCAUACAGAAGGGGGUUCCUGAAUCGCAUAUAAUAUUCUUAAACCUUAUAUCUGCUCCUGAAGGAAUUCAUUGUGUUUACAAACGAUUUCCAUCCUCAAUGAAGAAUUUCGUGUCAUACCAGCUAGGGUUGGGGGAAUUUGGUGAUCGUUACUUCGGCACGGAUGAUUGAUCAUAGAUAAGUGAUCCUAAUUGGGCUGUGGCAAGUCAAAUAGAUUGUUAUACAGAAACAGAUUUGUUUAUGCAACUCCUGCUGCCGACUUGUCUUCAACUUUCAAAUUAUGGACUGUAUUACACUUACGUCCUAAUUACGGUUUGGUUGCUUGAAUCGGUCAAAUUGCAGUAUUUAAACAUUGUGAUGUCAUUGGCAUCAAAAUGCCCUCGUAUGCAAUUUGUAAAAGUAUGGAAAUUUCAAAGCAAUAUAGCCAGGAAUGGGAUGUCUAGGGUCUGGUCUGUGCUCCGUACAGUAUAGCCUUGUUUCCAUUGACUAAUAGACCUAGUUUCCAUUUGAAUGUUAUUACUUAUUAUGAACCAGACAAACAUACUCGAGGUCGUAUUUGGGUCGAAAAUGUAUAUUUGAUUCCGAAGGUUGAAAAUGUCCCCAGGUCAUAAAUAUAUAUCGUAUUUCCAGGGUCUGGGUAAGGGUCGGCAUCACAUUGACUUGGAAGUCUUUGCAUAUUGGCAGGUUCCAUAAAUUAGGUCUUACACGAUUGGCUCUACUUGACUAUUCGCCAAUGAAUAGAACUUCCAAAGCCUUGGAAUUCGACCAUGGUGUCAAUUUUUUAUGGUGAAUGUCAGCGUCAGUCAAUGGUUUGGAAGUCCCCUGUAAUCAUCUGAAUUCUAAUCAUUUUCUCCACUAUGAAUUGCGUUGGUUCUGUAUAUAUUUGCGAAGAUAUCUUUCUAGUCUAUAUACCAUUUUCCAUUGCAUAUCAUAAGAACUCAAGAAGCAUGGGACACAGUACUGCAUUGUUCCUCCUCCUUUCAUUUUUACUACUGUCAGGAACUUCAUACCUUGACAGAGUCACACUUGGUUUCUGCAAUGCAGAUCCUAAUGUGGGUUGCAUGGAUAUCGAGAGGAAAGCCCUUCUAAAGCUCAGAGAGGGACUCACUGAUCCUUCAGACCGGCUUUCAUCUUGGGUUGGAGUAGAUUGCUGCAAAUGGAGAGGUAUAGGCUGCAACAAGACAACUGGACGCGUGGACAGCCUUAAUCUUCGCAACCCGUAUGUAGAUGUUUCGGAGAGUGAUGAUGGAACACUGCAUGCUUUAGGAGGUGAGAUCAAUCCUUCAUUGCUUGUUUUGAAAGAUUUGGUUUACUUGGAUUUGAGCAUGAAUAACUUUGGAGGUCUAGAACUUCCAAGUUUCAUUGGAUCACUAGAAAAAAUAACAUAUCUCAAUCUAUCUGGUGCAUCAUUUGGUGGAGUAAUUCCCGCCAAUCUUGGAAACCUUUCAAAAUUGCUUCAUCUUGAUCUCGGUAAUAAUGCUGCUGAGAGUGAUCUCAGAUGGCUUUCCAGUCUUUCUUCCUUACAGUUUCUUAACUUGGGAGGAGCAUACCUUACCAAGGCUGCACCAUAUUGGCUUCCCACUGUUAAUAUGCUCCCUUCACUUCUUGAAUUGCAUUUGCCUGGUUGUGGACUUUCCAUCCUUCCACCUACUCUUCCUCAUAUCAAUUUCACAUCACUUUUGGUUCUUGGCCUCUCUGCCAAUGGUUUCAACUCCACACUUUCUCCCUGGUUGUUCAAUCUGACUGAACUAGUCAGCCUUGACCUAAGUAUGAACAAUCUCAAUGGAGAACUUCCAGAAACACUCGGGAGUAGUUUGACUCAUCUGAAGAACCUUGAUUUGUCAGAGAAUUCAGAUAUCGGAGGUCAGUUGCCGAGAAACUUGGGAAUGCUAUGCAAUUUGCAGUCUCUUGAACUUUCAAUCAACAAAGUUACUGGUGAGAUAACUGAGUUCAUUGAUAGUUUGUCUACAUGCACAAACAGCAGCUUAGAGAGGUUGGAUUUAGGUUAUAACAGUCUGACAGGAAAUUUGCCUAAUUCAUUGGGACUUCUUAAGAAGUUAAGACACCUCACGUUGUGGUCCAACUCAUUUCAGGGUUCUAUCCCAGAAUCUAUUGGAAACUUGACAUCUUUGGAGGAAUUUUACCUUGCAAGAAAUAAACUGGGUGGAGUCAUCCCAGAAAGUUUUGGGCAGCUCUCAUCACUCGUUGCAGUAGAUCUCUCUGAAAACACAUGGGAAGGUGUUGUAACAGAAGCUCAUUUUCUGAAACUUCGAAGCUUAAAAGAUGUGUCAAUCCAGAAAGCCUCCCCAAACAUUUCCCUAGUUUUCAACAUUAGUUCUAAAUGGAUACCUCCUUUCAAAUUGAGAUACUUGAACCUUAGAUCAUGUCAAUUGGGUCCCAAAUUUCCUGCAUGGCUUAGAAAUCAGACUGAGCUUGUCACGGUGGUCCUCAAUAAUGCUAAGAUUGCAGAUACCAUACCAGAUUGGUUUUGGCAGUUAGAUUUGUUAUUGGAUGAACUAGAUGUUGCUUACAAUCAACUAGGCGGCAAGGUGCCCAACUCGCUAAGUUUCAGCUAUCCUGCUAAUGCUGAUUUGAGUGCAAACAUGUUUGAGGGCCCCCUCCCACUUUGGUCAAGAAACAUUACAACGCUCUACCUCAGGGAUAAUUUGUUUUCAGGGCCAAUUCCUUCAAACAUUGGUGAUGUGAUGCCGUCCUUGUCAGAUUUAGACAUCUCUAGGAACGGUUUGAGUGGAAGCAUUCCCCUGUCUUUAGGUAAUCUAAGCCUACUGACAACCAUGGUUCUCUCAAAUAAUUACUUGUCUGGUGAAAUUCCUCAUUUCUGGAACAAUAUACCAUUCUUGUAUAUUGUAGAUAUGUCAAACAACAGCCUCUCUGGUACAAUUCCAAGAUCCAUGGAUUCUCUUGGUUCACUCUUGUACUUGAUUCUCUCUAGUAACAACUUGUCAGGCGAACUUCCUUCAUUGAGAAACUGCACUGGCAUGAAGAGUCUUGAUCUUGGGGAAAAUAAGUUCUUUGGAAACAUUCCGGCGUGGAUAGGAGAAAGCAUGCUCUCUUUGUUGAUUUUACGCUUGAGUUCCAACUCAUUCACCGGAAGCAUUCCUUCAAACUUGUGUGGCCUUUCCAAUCUUCACAUAUUGGACCUCUCACACAAUAACCUGUCUGGUCAUAUUCCCCGCUGUGUUGGUAACUUGAGUGGCUUGAAAACAUCUUUAUUCUCAGAUAAAGAUACAUCAUACCUUUACCAGGGAAAGUUGAAGGUAGUGGCAAAAGGAAGAGUGCAAGACUUCGAUCCCACUCUCUAUCUUGUUAAUAGCCUAGAUCUCUCAAACAAUAACUUAUCAGGUGAGAUGCCGAGGGAGCUCACGAGCCUGAUAAAGUUGUGGACCUUGAAUUUAUCCAUGAAUCAUCUGACAGGAGUAAUGCCAUCAAGGAUUGGGAGCUUGGAGUCGCUAGAAACUCUUGAUUUGUCAGUAAACCAGCUUUCAGGUUCCAUUCCACAGAGUAUGGUUUCAUUGACAUUCUUGAAUCAUCUAAACCUCUCAUACAACAACUUGUCUGGGACAAUCCCAACAGGCAACCAGUUUAACAGCCUGGUUGAUCCAUCAAUAUAUGAAGGCAAUACCGCUCUUUGUGGUUAUCCGUUGCCUGAUUGCCAAGUCAAUGGUGGAACUCCUCAGGGUCCAAUGGGAGGUGGAGAAGACAAAGCCUUUGAAAUGUGGGGUUUCAUCAUCAGCAUGGUGAUCGGUUUCGUUAUGGGGUUCUGGGGAGUUUGUGGGAGUUUGGUCAUCAGCAAGUCUUGGAGGAAGACAUAUUUCCAGUUUACUGACAAAAUGAUUGUUGCUUGUAUACGGAAAUACCAGGGGGCACAGGAAAUUUAAGUAGUUUUACUUCAAACUUGUUUUUUUUUUUGUUUGGUCAUUCUGGAGUAAGCUUGUUGUUUUCUGUUCCUAAUAAGAGUUUGUAAGCUUUUCUGUUCUAAGCUAAACUACAACCUCUUACAUCUUCUCUUCUUUUUACCUUUGCACGCCAUGGUCAUUACUCUUAGUCCUGUACAUUAGUACAUACAACUAUACCAAGUAGAACACACACAAAUUAUUAUUU
Messenger RNA from Rosa rugosa (rugosa rose), 4895 nucleotides. RefSeq names its product receptor-like protein EIX1. The transcript is spliced from 2 exons. Gene Ontology annotation, molecular function: protein binding. NCBI's taxonomy places the organism in Eukaryota, Viridiplantae, Streptophyta, Magnoliopsida, Rosales, Rosaceae. The record is from RefSeq and is a predicted model, not a curated record. The coding region runs from base 1631 to 4672 and encodes 1013 amino acids.